GAGGGAGUCGGACCGGAAGUCUUAAAGGGGACGUCCAGAGCGUGGAUGGGGAGCGGUGUACGAGCAAUAUUUGGAAGCCCCCAGCCGGAAGUGGGGGAGUCAUUGAUAAAAAACCUGACUAGGAAACAGUGCUGGAGAUCCCAGUUGAAGCAACUCUUUUGAAUGGUCCAACAUGCUGAUAUCACGGCUAAUGCUUCCAAUCACACGGGCCGCUCGAUGUACAGAACGUUUUGUGUCAAGAUCGGCUGCUUCCCUUCUGGCUCUUAGACCAGCUAUUUCCGCACAUUACAGCACACAUCCCUCCAGUAAAAAUGGAGCCCACCUCCAACAGUGGUAUGCGCUGGACCCCGCACUGGAAGAAAUGCUGGUGCCUCGAAAGAUGUCCAUCUCUCCACUGGAAAGCUGGCUGACGGUCCAGUAUAUACUCCCAAAAGGUGGGGGCUUCAUCAAUGUUCAUGAGAGGCUCAAUUACGAACCCGCUCAGCACUAUGACCUUCCGCCUUGUUCUCGGGGUACUGAGGAGGACGAAGAAAUUGGGGAGAGUGAGCUGAACCAGGGGACUAUGGAAUGCAAGAAGAUCCUGAAGAUCCGGAGGAGGAAAAUGAAUAAGCACAAGUACAGGAAGUUGAUGAAGCGCACAAAGUUUUUGCGGAAGAAGAUUAAGGAGGGCAGGCGGAAGAGAAAACAGAAAAGAUUUGAGCGUGACCUAGAACGGGUCUGGAGGAGAGCUGGAUUGAAGAAGCCGCCAGAGGGAUGGGUAGCCCCCAAGAUAUACCUCAAAAAUGUGAAAUCUGAUUGAUGCUGUUUUGAAUGGGUCUCCCUGGUUUAUAAUUAAAGAGUAUUUAAGCUAAA
Molecule: messenger RNA, 852 nt
Organism: Anolis carolinensis (green anole)
Lineage: Eukaryota; Metazoa; Chordata; Lepidosauria; Squamata; Anolidae
Gene: aurkaip1
Product: aurora kinase A interacting protein 1
Exons: 4
Coding region: 173-799 (208 amino acids)
Cellular component (GO): mitochondrion
Source: RefSeq, a predicted model, not a curated record